Messenger RNA from Sycon ciliatum, 10324 nucleotides. RefSeq names its product huntingtin-like. The transcript is spliced from 64 exons. Bases 163 to 9624 code for a protein of 3153 amino acids. Lineage: Eukaryota; Metazoa; Porifera; Calcarea; Leucosolenida; Sycettidae. The record is from RefSeq and is a predicted model, not a curated record. Gene Ontology annotation, cellular component: nucleus; cytoplasm.
ACGAAAUGUGUAGGUCUACGUGUGGUACAUGAUAAUUUGAAAAGGUCAUCACUUUCCUUCAUUCAUGGUGUUCAUGAAGAACGUUUCUCCACUUCAUUGGAUCAGGCAGGACCCCCUAUAUUUCAGGAACAUGCCAAGCUAAAGAGACACAGCGAAGUCAGAAUGUCGGUUGCUGACAAGUUGAAUAAAUUGCUGGAUUCGUGCAGGGAGCAUGCGGACGAUGCAAAUCGUCCCGAUGGACCUUCUCAAAAGAGCAAGAAAGAGCAGAUAUCUCUGUGUCACAAUGUUGUGGACUUGGUGUGCAGUCCGCAGCUGCGCAUGGAAACAUUCAAUAGGAACUUGGCCGAGUUCAAUAGGCUACUAGGGCUGAGCAUGGAGCUCCUUCUUCGUACAUGUGAGCACACAGAGACAGAUAUUCGACUAGUCGGUGAUGAGUGCCUCAACCGUCUUAUCAAGGGUCUUAUGGACAGUGCAAUUGGCCGUGUUAUUGUGGAGCUCUUCAAGGAAAUGAGACGGAAUUCAUCUCCUCGAACUCUGAAAGCUGCACUUUCCCGCUUUGCCGACCUGUGUCACCUGGUUCGAGUACAGAAGUGCCGGCAAUACGUUGAGGGACUUAUACCUGUCUUGGCACAGCUGUUGCAGCGUGAAGAGGAGACGAUACAGGAUUGUCUUUCAUCCACCAUGCCCAAGCUGAUGUCAGUGUUUGGUAGAUUCAUGAAUGACAAAGAUGUGAAGAAUUUGAUGACAAUCCCAUUGGCACGGUUGAACUCAUCAUCCGCGUCCGUGCGGCGCAUGGCCUCUUUUGUAUUGGCCACAGUGUGCCAGUACUCUCGUAAACCCAAGCACUUCUCAGCUCUGUUGGUGCAGAGGUUGAUGUCUAUGGUGUUUCCAGGCCCGGCAUUGGCUACGGAUGGGUCUCUGUACCUUGGUGUACUGAUGUGUUUGCGUCACUUGCUCGGUCCCAAUCUACUGGGUGGUAAUUAUGAAGGAAGUGAGAAUUCCACUGACUCUGGCCUCAUCCAUGAUCGUGGACGGCCGAAGGAGCUGGAGGUUUCACAGUCUGAAUUAGAGCUGGCCUUCAGCCUUUUGCUGUAUUGCAGCCAGCACUCCGACCAUAACGUUAUCACAGCCUCUCUUGAGACCCUACAACAGCUGCUCCGUCAGCCCCCUGUUCUGCUACGCAAGUGGCUGGUUACGGCGGGUCACAAGAUGGGUGCCAAUGAAGCCUUUGUCCAGUCGGAUGUAGCCAGUCAGUUGGCACUAGCAUGUCGCCUAUGUGCGAGUACUCGUCUUGCUAUACCUGGGCAAAUGGAUGCCUCAUCAUUGGGUGGCAGUUCUAUGGAUUUAAAUGCAUCUAUUGACAGCAAUGCGUUGGCUGAUUCUUUUAUUGAAGUGGAGAUGGCGCUGGCAUUGGAGAAUGACGAUACCGAUGGUCCAGUGGCCAAAGCAGAGAAUCUAGAUGCCCCCAUGGCACAGCUUACUGGUGUUACGCCAUUGUCUAUUGGUGUGCAACCAGCUGAAUCUGUAACCCCUCCACCAGCAGAUGACUCAACAUCGGUGCACCUGAGUGCUGAAACGUCUUCUUACUGGCCUUGGCAACAGAACGAGCAGGAUGCUUUUCGCAUCCCAGUGGUAUUCGCUGUUAAUCUCCUCUCCUCGUCUUUCCUGCUUAGCGGCCAAGCCGGUGGACUGAUUAAUGAUCGUAAAGUGCGUGUCAGCGUCAAGUCCCUGGCACUUUCCUGCGUUGGAGCUGCCGUCCACCUCUGGCCAGCAUCACUUCAAGGCCAUGUAUAUCCACUAUCAUCCUCUGCUCAGCAAACACAGGAGGAGCACUCGCAGCAGUUGCUACGUGAUGUCCUUCUGUUCAUGAAUCACUCCGAUCAGCAGCUACGAGGCAAUGCCGUCCUUGUUGUCGGCCAUCUUCUACCAGCUGCACUGUCUUUGGGAAGGGGUGAUUUUACCAGUUGGUCUCUGGAAGCUGCACAGGGCUAUGACACUGAUGCAUUCAAACUGGAUGACUUAGUGGACAUGAUCUGUGUUGGCCUGCGCGACUCUUCGUCGAUGGCAUCUCGCAUGGCGUGUAUUGCAGUGCGCACUAUCCUACCAAUGUUAAUGGAUAGUCGACAGGCACUGGCUAGUUUGCAGCUACUGCAGGCCUUGCUACAGCUCAAGUCGGACACCUACUGGCUUGUGAAGGCUGAGCUGCUGGAGAUUAUGGGCUCACUAGACUAUCAGUUAUUACACUUCCUGGAGUCAAUGAGACGCCAGCAGCCAACAUCGGUUCGACUUGCUGCCAAUAGUAUUCAGCAGCAGGUAUUGCAUGCCGUUGUUCUACCUCUACUUGGAGACAGUGAUAGCCGAGUACAGAGCUGUGCUGCACAGACACUAGUGAAACUUGUAUCCAGGCUGUAUUAUGUUGAGGACUAUGGUAAACAAGGCAUCCUGACUACCAUGGCUUGUCAACAAGCAGAGCAUCUUUUCUUGACGCGUUUAUCCUUAAGGCAGCCUACUUUUGAUUCCUCACUGGUAGUCUUGCUAUCGUCCAAGACCAAAGCGGAGCAGGAUAUUGGUGGUAGUAGCAGUCAACACCCUCCAACACUACUGGCUGCACUGGAGGCUAACUUGUCACGGGUCUUGGUGGCUUUGAAUCAGAUGAUACUGUCUGCUACAUCAGUUACCUUGCAGAUUGGUGUGUGCGGUGCCCUGAAGGAACUCUCUGAUUCCUACCCAGUUCACCAACACUCAUCAGCAUGGUGCAAUGUGUCAUGCUCCAAAGCCGGCUCAUCCUCCUCAGCCUUGACCACUUCAUUGGCACCUUCCUCAGCGAAAUCAGCGUCAGGAGGAGCAUCGCAGACUAGUGUAUCUAACAAGUCUCAACCAGCAUCUUCCUCUACUACCCUCUCUACUAGUGCUGACACCAGUCGUGGUAACAACACGGAUAGCACAGCAUCAGCCAAGUCAAAACAAGAUACCUUGACCGUCAAGGCCGGUUCAGAUUCUGCAGAAGGACAGGAGUCGCCUGGUAAGGUGCGGCGAUUCUUCAACAAGUCCACUCCAUCCACUGCUCAGCAAAGCAAUGCAUCUUCCGGUUCUGUGCCGGCUGAGAAACCUAAAACUGGUUUGUUCAGCUUUGUCAGCAGAAGUAAAGCCACAUCGACAACCAGCGCCAGCAAGGAGAAUGCAACAGCAGUGCUUGUCUCUAACCCUUCUGCUGCUCGCAAGGAGUCAACGAGUAAACUGCCCGAGGUCAGUCAGGCCGCAGUAGUGCAAGCAGAGCAACGUGAGGAGAACAAGCGCAUCGUGUGUCAGCCUGGUUCUUUGCCUUUACUUGUUGCAAUGAUGACAAGUACGGCAUUGGCACAUGACGUACAGGCACAUCAGAAUGCACUGGAAGUUUGUGGACGUAUGCUGUAUGGUCAGGUGUGCCAUACCUUGUCCAAUACUCCCACACACCUGUUGAAUCAACAGUUGAACAGUGGUGCACCAAGCAAAGCUGGCAAGGAUGAUGCCAGUGCUGUCCCCUGGCCGUCAUUUAAACAACGUGCUCUUGUACCCAUAGCGCAGAGAAUGCUAAAGCACCUUGUGCGGCUAUUGAACAUUCAAUGUCAUGUUAUUGAUGGUAAGGAGUUGCCGCCACUCUUCUCCCGAGAAACAUCUAAGGCUCAAGAACAGGCUGGCACACAGCCUGAAAAAGUGGAAUCGUCUCAAGGACCUGUGGGUUCAGUUAGCCCCAGCAAGAAGCCAUCUUCAACCAGUGCACUGCAGGCACCUGGUGGCAAGAUGACUCCAGAUUCAGCCAAGCCCAGUUCCAAGCCGACCGGUAACUCUCCGAAUACCAAGGAGCAAAGUGCAAAGGAGGCCGCAGCUGCCGAAACCAACCCCAAGUCCACUCUUGGUAGCUUCUAUCACUUGACGCAUUAUCGAAAGCUGUUUGAAGUGUGCAGUGGUGCGUACCGGAACUUCAAGUCAACUGUCGAUACGAAUGCUGGUGACAAGUUUGGCGGAUUUCUCCAAGCAACACUGAAUGUGCUGUCCUUGCUGCUAGAGAUUGCAAGCAGCUCAGAUGUUGUCAAGCAUUGCGAGGAGAUCAUUGGGUUUCUAACAGUGACCAUGCAGCUCAAUGCCUCAUCCACUCUUGUUUGUCUCCAACAGCUAUUCCGAGUGGUGUUUGAAUCCAACUGUAGCUACAAUCCGCCUGCACCGGCGUUUGCUCCCAUUGGACUACCUACGUAUGCAGCGUCUCUGUUCUCAUCUUGUGUGGAACUACCUCGUAAGUCAGUUGUAUCUGCAGCCAUGUCCACCCGUGCCACAGUGGCUCAGUUGAGAGAACGACUGGAGGGCAGCAUGAAAGCACAGAAGGAGUUGAGUCCAGAGGAAAUUGAGUAUGAGAAGCGGCAUCUUCGCCGACGCUUCCCAUCCACACCUAAGUGCAAUAUGACUCACAUAGGUUCCUGUAUCAAUCAUUUUGAGCCACUGGUAGUGCGUGCACUGCAUGUCUACAUCACCACACACUCCACUAGUGUCCAGCAUCAGAUACUCUGCUUGCUCAUGAGACUUGUCAACCUGCGCGUCAAUUAUGCUAUGUUGGAUGCUGACCAGAAAUUUGUGAAGUCCUUGAUGAGACAGUUGAGCUAUAUUGAGCAAGGCCACUUUGUAAGAGAUGCGGGUGAGAUCAUUCCGUCCAUGUUCCAGUUUCUCAUCCUGCUCUCUUAUGAACGUCACAACGUCAAGGCCAUUGUUCAAGUUCCUCAGAUCAUUCAGCUUUGUGACGGUAUCAUGGCCAGUGGAGAAAUGGCUGUUUCGCACGCUAUUCCUGCCUUGGAGGCUAUUGUCAAUGACCUAUUUGUACUUCAGUAUGCUGGAACUGAUGAAGUAUAUGAUCAAGAGAUGGAUACUCAGCGUGAUGCUGUCCUGGCUAUGUUGCUGCGCUUGAUCCAGCGGUGUGAGGGCUUGAAGUUGUUGACGUUGGCGUUACGCCAUUCUCACUCGCGACCAAUCAAGUGGCAGAACAGGUCGCAGAUGGUUCAGGCUAUGCUGACUUCUCGCCUCUCCAAACAGCAGGUGAACAUUGACAACAUGGAAGCUGUGGUGCUCCUUCGACGUACCUACUCAGCCGUCACACCAGACUCUAUAGAUAUCACCAGUGCUAUUCGACUGCUUGUGGCUCCGGUCAAAAUAGAGGCUAGCCCGGUAACAUUUCACAGGUGGUUGGGCACUGUGUUUGUUCUUUUUCGAGUGCUGAUGACUUUCUCAAGUGAAGAGCAGAUGUUUAGCACAAUCCAAUCCAUGAGUUCUCUGCCCAGUCCAUUCUGGUCUCUACCAAGCUCAGUUCAAGCGCCAGCCAGUGUUGAUAGCAGUCAGCCCGCCAAAUUCUUGAUCUGUUUCUUGGCAUCGGUCAUGUGUCGUGCAUUCCAUCACAUCCUGGUUGCUGGUGAUCAUGUACUCACUGUGGGCAGCGGCCAUGUGGAGUUUGUGUGUCAACUCACUGGACAGUUGAUGCUCGUAUGGCAGACACUAUUGCACAGUGGCUUUCCUAAGUUGGCACAAGCGUCACAGGCGGUAGCAGAAGCUGAGAAUGACUUCCUUCCGCAGAUCAAUGCCGUGGCACUGCAACUAGCGCACUUUCAACCAGUACUGCUGCUCUCCUGGUCACACGUUCUACUCUACAGUCGGUUUGAUCGCUGGAACUACUGGCAUCAGCUACUUGAGCCGGGCUACCGACAAGAUGGGGAGGCACUAAGUUCAGACAAUGAACAAGAGCAUCAGUCUUCAACUGCAGUAGCCAACCUGUCCUGUAGCCGGUCGCAUCGAAUCCUUCAAGCUGGUGCUGCUGCUCUUUUCUCUCACUUUGUUUUGAAAUUUGGCAACAGGAGCACUCUGAUCUUUUUGAAGAGACAUUGCAGUCUGCUGGUGUCACUGCAACAUGAACCACCUGUGCUGCAACUCAUCAAGAGUGUGCAGAACUCACAGCAGAUGGGAAGUGUCUUUCUCAAUGUCCUCUCGCAGCGUGCUCCGACAUGGAUCAACUGUGUGAAAUGGCAGCAUUCUCUACUGCAAGUCCUUGCUACGGCGCACUUUGGCUGUUUGGCCACCGUUCUGGAGCUGCUUGUCUGCUUGGUACUGCCAUCGGAGCAUCUACUUCCCGCGUUCCGUGCAUCCAUUGCCAAGCUAGCUGUUCAGCAUAUUGAGAAAGCUCUGGAUUUCAAGGAUGGGCAACUCAACUCACUGCUGUCAAGUAGCACGGUUGAGAAGUUACAUGCAUCAUGCAAGUCACUGCCAAAACAUUACCGUGUUGCGAAUCUUGUUGCUGCGCUGGAUAAGCUCAAAGCUCAACUGGCUGAUGCCGAUGAUUCUGGCAAGGGUGAUUCAUCUGUAUCUGACACCCAGGAAGUAGGUGCUCUUCAUUCAACAAGUGCUGUAAAGAGUUUGGACGACUCUGGCAAGGGUUUCUACAAGAACCUGGCUCUCUCUGUGUGCCGUUCAAAGCCUGCUCACAUCAACCCUCAUCGUGCAGCUACACUGCUCAUAUGCCUUGAGCCAGAUGAUAUUGAGAGCAUUCUCAAUGAUCCGGAUUUCAAUGUUGAACUGCUUUCUGCUUGUGUGGAGGCUGGCAUCAAUGAUACUGGGACUGUUCUAUCUAGUCGUGAAUCCAUUGCUGCACUGGAGGAUGUGUUGGCCGGUGUUCAGGCAUCUCCGCUCAAAUCAUCACAACAGACAGUUGUGAAUGAUCGCACUCCGCUGCUGCAUGCUGCUAUCAAUACUUGCUUCAGGAGAAUGGAAGAGUUCCUAGCCAUUACAGAUGUUACGUGUCAACAUCUCAGCACGGGAUGUCAUCUUGGAGCAGCACUGGUUUCAUUUUGUCUCCAGUCUGGUGCUCUGCCGAAAAGGUGCAGCAAACUUGAGCCGGGCCAACACACCACUGCUGUCAAAUUCACUCUUCUUUUAGUGCAGCUUCUUGUCAAGGAAAUCCAGCGUGCCAGAAUGCCAAGUUGUCUGGAUGUAUCGCGAUGUCUCAAGUGUCUGCUAGUGAUUUUAUUACAUGAGGACAUGUUUGAUCAGCUGAACAAGAGCACUCCUGUAGCGGAUAUCUGCCAGCUGAUCAGCAACGCUCAUUUUCUACUUGAAGCACUUGUACUACCUGCUGGAAUGCACCUAGUAGCAUCUUUCAGUUCAAGUAACAGUGAUGAUGAGAGGCAAGCAUCAUCUCCAGACACACCAUCAGAGGGAGACAGCGAGCAGAGCGGUAUCUCUCAAGCAAGAGAGCAUGCCUGCGACAUGAUGCUCGCUCUGAAAGACUACCUGCAGACAUGCAUGCCAUCAGCCAUGUUCAGUCAUGUUCAGCCGCCGUACUUCCUGCGUGACAUUCUUCACAAAUGUGUAGUGUGCUUGUGUCGCUUGUCACUUGUAAAUAACUACUGUCGAACACCACCGCUAGCCUGGAAGAUGGGCUGGGCUGAUGCACUGGCAUUGUCAUCAGGAAACAACCCAUUACCACCACUGCCGGCUGACUUGCUGCGAGAGAGAGAUCUUCUUGUUGACUUCAUUUGGAGAGCUAACGUACUCGGUUGGACAGGUCGCUUACAGUUUGAAGAGACAUGGACGUCAUUGCUCGGUAUGCUGAUCAGUAGUCCGCAGCUCGCCGACUAUCCACCUGAGGAGCAAGUGGAGUCUAUUCAGAUGUCCUGUCUAACAGUGAUUGGUAUCGCUAGUCUAUUGGUUGCUAGUAACCUGACACCGCGCACUGGUCAUCCACCAGCGGCGGUACACUAUCAUCAGCCCAGACAACAGGAGUUACCCUUCCUUGGUGGACGGGCUGGAAAGCGCUUGUGUGAGGUGUGCCAGUCUGUGGAUCGAUUCCUGAAUGGUUCUGUGUCAUCGGCAAGCGCGCAGCCAUCAGGUAGCUUCACGUCGGCACUCGGGAUAACUUGGACAAGCGACUCCAAUUCUAGUUACCUGCAACCAUCGAGGCCUGUGAUCUUCACGCGUAACCUAGACAGGCCGUUAGGUUUCACUGCCUAUGGGUUUGGUCAGUUUUCUGUCAACUAUCUCAACUUGCAAGUCGUUUCAUCUGACAUACGUUGGGAUAAUGCCAACUCAGAUGAUGCAGAGGAUACGAGUGGUAGUGUGUCACCGACGCGUCGUCACAGUGCUCAAGCCAUAUCUAAGGAGGCAGUCGAUGUCAAUUCCUGUAUUCAACUGAUGGAAGAUCUCAUCUCACAAUGGCUGACAGCGGCUUCAUCCAGUGCACACUCUGAUGCACGACCGCCACUCUAUCUUCAGCUGCAUGCUGCUCGUGCCGCCACCAUACUCUCGGAUCUCUUUUCUGAGAUGCAACACUUCACCUGGUUGCUCAAGAUGUAUUUGAAUCUAGCACCGGUUGUGAUUGGUGGCCAAGAUGAUGAUCUUCUAUUACAACACCUAGUUGUGGGAAUAUGCCGUGCUGCCGCUGUGUGCCGAGCGGAUGGUAAUGCUGCUGAGCGUGUCAGUCAGUGCGUGGAGACUGCACUGCGGUCAUCCCUGGCCUCCACUCAGGUGUGUGGUCUGCAAGGCAGUCUGUAUGUUUUGGAGUCCAGGUGUGGUGCAGAUCUCAAGGUGUUGCUUCCGUGCAUGAUUGACUUCAUCUCCUCUCAUCUUCUGGGGAAGCUAAGCUCUGCAUCGCACAGUGAACAGCUACUGCUCUCCACGUGGGCAGCUGCGUUUGUCAUUGUAGAGCGCUACUCACAUGAGCUGAAGGACAACACCUUUGUCAGCCGUCUUGUUCAGGCUGCUAUCAAGGUAGUGCUGGACUGUUCAGAGUCAGUUACACCGUCGGUUCACCACUGUAUACUGCAAGGCUUGCAACGUCUUCUACUGUCUUUCAGUCUGGCCAAGCAAGACUCUCAAGCUGUCAUGCAACUUGCUAUCAAACGGUUGAACAUGUCGCAUAGUCAGUGUGUGGCUUCUGCACUCAGCCUACUAUUGACAUGCAUGUACACAGGCAAGGACAUUGACCGUCUCAUUGGUGUUAGUUUGGACUCAGUGGAGACGGAGGAGGAGAUGAUGGCGCUGCGAGAUGCAGCUUUUGUUUCGCUGGAGAAGGUCACCAUCUUGUUUGACAGGAUGAGGAAGAGCUUUGCAUGCGAUGCAAAGAUGGUAGCGUCAGUGGUACCACUGUUGCUUGAAGACUUUGUAGAUACUACCCAAGCUAUGAAUAAGAUGGUGUCAGAAGUCUUGACUCAACAUCAACCACAUCCGGUUAUCCUUGCUGUUAUCAUGGCUCAGGCAUUUGACACACUCCGUCGUCGUGGCCUGUUCCAUGAGAUCCGAGAUUGGGUUAUCUUAUCACUGGGUAGCUUUAUACAAAGGUCCCCAGUGGAGACAGCCAUCUGGAGUUUGUCCUGCUUAUUUGUCAGUGCUGCCAACACGCAGUUUGUCUACAGCCUCUUUCCGUACUUGUUGGGUCGUCUUGGUUGUGUGCAAGCUGAUGACCGCAAGGUGUUCCUCAUGGCUGCUGUUGACUUCUACUCCAACCAGAAUCUGCUGGAUGAGCAGCGAAGUAUCUUCAAGGAAGCUUUUCAACUCCACUCGCCCAAAUCAUCUGUCUACUCCGAGUUGCUUGAAGAGCUGUCAGUAUUAGUGAAGUAGUCACUGCUGUUAGCAUUGGCGAGGCAGUCACUCUUUUGAUUUCCGGGCUGAAACCCUGUUGCACUGGCUCGACUGCAGAUGCCUGGGAUUCUUGCAACUGCAACGCAGCGACAUUGUUAGCUUUUAUUGCUUUUUACCUGCUGGCUCAGGGUUCUUGUUUGUUUGGUAUGUUUUUGCUAUUUUUGAAUUUUGACAAGCUUUGGAAUGAGCUCUAGCUCUGAUCUUGCAGAUUGGAAUUACAUCUGACUAUUUACCUGCAUAAAAAUUCUUCAUGGAACACAUCUCCUGUUUUCCCACAAGAUUUAUUUUCAAUCCCCUUUACCCGUUUCAUGUAGUACGCGCAUGAUCUGUGUUGAAUGUGUGUCUUCAUGUCCGUAAUAGGUAGGACCACUGCUGCACAGCCCAGCCUGUACUGUGACAAUGAUUGGUGGUGUAUUGGACCGCCAGGCCAAACCACCGUGCUGUGCUCAAUUAGCUCACUUGGCUGUUUGCGAUUGCUGCCAAUCCUUCAAGCAUGACACUUUAUUUUACUAUUAUUCCGCUGAACCUAGUUUAUUUUCAAAGUUUAAAAGUGACUAAGUGAUUUUCUUGACACUUCAUGCACUUCAUACAGCAUAGUCCACUUUGUCUGAAUACAUGUAGUAUUCGAGUUCUUCUUCAGUGAGAGAUAAGCGGCACUUCUAAGCAAUGCUUCACCAUA